CACAAGUUAUCUUUCUGUAUGUCAAGAAACUGAAAUAGACUUUUUAAACUUAUGUUUCCAUAAAGGUGGAGUGAUAUGGAUUAUAUAUUUAACUAAGUAUUUCAAAAAUAUUAAGAAAAUUGGACAAAACUUGACCCAUGCAGGUCUCGACACUCUAACCAACUGAGCUAAUGGGCCUGUUGUUCGUAUGGUACAAAUCAUAAAAUUUGAAGUCCUUUAUCUUCUAAAAGCCUAUAAGUACAGGAUCCAAAAUCGUAUUAAGGUGAAGUUUGAAGAAUCGAAAAAGAGGAAACCAUGAAGAGUAACGAGCCACGUUCAAGCUCAUCUUGUGCAGCUUGCAAGUUGUUAAAGAGAAGGUGCACUCCAAAUUGUCAAUUCGCUCCAUAUUUCCGGUCCGAUGAGCCCAAGAAAUUCGCCAACGUUCACAAGGUGUUUGGGGCUAGCAAUGUGAGCAAGAUCCUGAACGAUGUGCCCGAGGAUCAGCGAGAUGAUACCGUUAAUUCUCUCGUUUACAAGGCCGAGGUGAGACUCAGGGACCCUGUUUAUGGUUGCAUUGGUGCCAUAGCUUCGUUACAACGAAAAAUGGUGGAGCUACAACAUGAUCUAAUGCUUGCUCAAACUCGCCUUGCUUAUUUUGCUGCAAAGCAAAACCCUACUACUAAUUGUUCCUUAAUGUUGGAUUAUGAUCCUUUUAAUGUCGCCAACAUGAUGCCUUCUGAUUUUGUGGAUGUUCCUGUCACCGCUGGGUACUUAGAUAGCUAUGCCCAAAAUUCAUUUGACAUGGACCAUUGUGCAUCUACUAAUGAGUUUGGCCAAUUUCCAUUCCCUUGAUCACCCCACCCCAUCUCUAGUUCUUUGCUUCUUCUGUCUUGUGUCGUUAAUUUGUAAGGACUUUGCAGAAUGGUAUGGAACUCCAUGGUAUUUAAUGUAA
This is a messenger RNA of Nicotiana tabacum (common tobacco), 931 nucleotides long. RefSeq names its product LOB domain-containing protein 21-like. Lineage: Eukaryota; Viridiplantae; Streptophyta; Magnoliopsida; Solanales; Solanaceae. The record is from RefSeq and is a predicted model, not a curated record.